AUUCAAAAAAAAAAGAAAAAAAAAAAAGAACACCAUAAACCCUCACAUGUAUUUAUAUAUAUCAAAGUAAAUUGGAAACCACAAUCAACGAUUCUCCACACUAACACAAAAUAAACACAUAAUUUGCUGCACCGCCAUGGACGACGAAUCGAAUCGUAGCCACGGCCAAGCUCCGCCGUCACCUCCGCCGCCGGAACCACAUUCGUAUGACGGUGACGGCGAGGAAGAUGAUGACGAUGAUGAUGAAGAAGAAGAAGAGGUGGAGGAGUCUAAGAAGGAAGAAGAGGAGAUGAUUGCAAAGGUUAACAAGCUAAUGGAGAGGAUAACUGGUGCUUCUGAUAACCCUAAACCAACCGUUCUCCACGCCCUUGCCUCCAUUCUCGAAACCCAAGAGUCUCGAUACAUGGAAGAGAAUGACCAUUCUUCAUCCAGCAACGCCCGUGCUUCCCAUAACGUUGGGCGACUUGGGAGCAUAAUCCGGGAGAAUGAUGAGUUCUUUGAGUUGAUAUCUUCAAAGUUUCUGUCAGAAACAAGGUACACAACUUCCAUUCGGGCUGCUGCUGUCAGGCUUCUCCUGAUCUGUUCGCUAACUUGGAUUUAUCCUCAUGUUUUUGAAGAAUCUGUCCUGGAUAACAUCAAACAUUGGGUAAUAGAUGAGAAUUCUAGUUUGUCUGCUGAGGAGCAAAUUCUGAAGCGUAAUCCAGGGAGAAGGGAUGCUUCAGAUUCUGAAAUGUUGAAAACAUAUUCUACUGGACUCCUUGCUGUGUGUUUAGCGAGUGGAGGUCAAGUGGUUGAAGAUGUCUUGACAUCUGGCUUGUCAGCCAAGCUUAUGCAUUAUCUACGUUCGCGUGUGCUGGGGGAGACAAGUAGCAGUCAGAAAGACAUUAAUAAUUUAUCAGAGAGUAGGCAUGCAUCUGGGAAUACUUCAUUGAAAGGCCGAGAUGAUGGUCGCAGUAGAUGUCGCCAGGUCCUGGAAUCAAGUAAUUUAGAUGAUACAAGAACGAUUGAUGAGAGAUCAUUAGAUGAUCGAAUUCUUGUUAGGGAUCUAGAUAAAAGCAUCAGUGUACAAACUUGCCAAGAAGAUUCUUGGAUAGAUGGUGAACUCCAUGAUGGGUUGAGUGAAGGAGCUGACAUCUGUGAGGUAGACAUUGAUGAAGAGGACAGAUUGCAGUGCAGAGAUUUAUGUGAUGGAAGGAUAAAAUAUGGUGACCAUGAAGACAAUGCUAGAGGUGACUCUUCGAGACGGCGUGCAAACCAUGGAUGGGGAAGAUCCAGAUGGACGGGUAGGGUCAAUGAAGGGACUGUAGAAAGUGAACCAGUUUUGUCAUCCCCUGGUUCCAGUGGUCGAUUAGGACAGGGAAAGAGUGUUAGAGAUAGGAGCAUAUUGAGGAAUGUUGAUAUCAGAGUCGUACCUGAUUCUAAGAAGAUUGCCAGGAUUACUUCUGAGGCAAAUGUUUUGGAAAGAGAGGAUAAUGAUGAUUGUUUCCAAGAGUGCUGUAUUGGAAGUAAAGAUAUCUCUGAUCUUGUUAGGAAAGCAGUCCAAGCUGCAGAAGCUGAAGCUAGAUCUGCCAAUGCACCAGAAGAAGCGGUCAAGGCAGCUGGUGAUGCUGCUGCUGAACUUGUUAAAACUGCUGCUUCAGAGGAAUUUAAAUCCACUAAUGAUGAAGAAGCUGCUGUUUUAGCUGCUUCAAAAGCUGCAUCAACUGUUAUUGAUGCUGCAUCUGCCGUUGAAUUUUCUAGGAGCUCCAUCAGCAUCAAUAAUGAGGCUGAGAAUGCAGGUGUCAAAGAAAUAGAAUUUGGUGAGGAAGUUGAAGAUUAUUUCAUCCCGGAUAUUCAAUCACUUCUGCAGUUGAGGGAAAAAUAUUGCAUUCAGUGUCUUGAGCUACUUGGAGAAUAUGUAGAAGUUCUUGGCCCUGUAUUACAUGAGAAGGGGGUUGAUGUCUGUCUUGCACUGUUGCAACAGAAUUCUAAACAUCGUGAGGCUUCCAAAGUUGCCCUUCUGUUGCCUGAUGUUAUGAAACUGAUCUGUGCUUUGGCUGCUCAUAGGAAGUUUGCUGCACUAUUUGUGGACCGUGGGGGCAUGCAAAAGCUUCUUGCUGUUCCUAGAAUGACUCAAACUUUCUUUGGCCUUUCUUCUUGUCUAUUUACUAUCGGUUCUCUGCAGGGUAUAAUGGAACGGGUUUGUGCUCUUUCGUCAGAUGUUAUUUAUCGUUUGGUUGAGUUGGCUCUCCAGCUCCUUGAGUGCAACCAAGACCAAGCUCGGAAGAACGCAGCAUUGUUUUUUGCUGCUGCAUUUGUCUUUAGAGCAGUUCUUGAUGCCUUUGAUGCCCAGGAUGGAUUACAGAAAUUACUGGGUCUUCUACAUGAUGCUGCUUUGCUAAGAUUGGGAGUAAAUUCUGGGGCAUUGGGCUUAUCUAACUCAGGAUCACUCCGAAAUGAUCGAUCGUCUGCAGAAGUGCUGACAUCGUCUGAGAAGCAGAUAGCCUAUCAUACUUGUGUUGCUUUACGACAAUACUUCAGGGCUCAUCUCCUCUUGUUAGUGGAUUCUAUUCGUCCAAACAAAAGCCAUCGUAGUGCUACCAGGAAUAUUCCAAGUUUAAGGGCAGCAUACAAGCCGCUUGACAUUAGCAAUGAGGCAAUGGAUGUUGUAUUCCUACAAUUACAAAAAGACCGGAAGCUGGGUCCUGCAUUUGUGAGAACACGUUGGCCAGCCGUCGACAAGUUCUUGGUCUGUAAUGGACAUAUUACUAUGCUAGAAUUGUGUCAGGCUCCACCUGUGGAACGGUAUCUGCAUGAUUUGCUCCAGUAUGCAUUGGGUGUUCUUCACAUUGUUACAUUGGUACCUAGUAGUCGCAAGAUGAUAGUAAAUGCAACAUUAAGCAAUAAUCGUGCUGGUACAGCAGUCAUUUUGGAUGCAGCAAGUAUUGCUAGCAAUCAUGUUGAACCUGAGAUAAUUCAGCCUGCUUUAAAUGUAUUAGUCAACUUUGUCUGCCCUCCACCUUCUAUUAGCUAUAAGCCAGCUUUGGUUACACAAGGUCAGCAGUCUACUUCUACCCAAACAUCCAAUGGUCCUCUAUUGGAAACUAGAGAUAGAACUGCUGAACGGAAUGUCUCAGAUCGAUCUGUUAAUAUUUCCAGUCAGUCUGAUUCUAGGGAGCGGAACGGGGAAACUAGUGCUGUAGAUCGAAACAGUACCGCAACAGUUAAUACACAAACUGUUAAUAGCACUCCACAGACUCCUGUUCUGACUGCUACUUCAGGAUUGGUUGGAGACCAUAGAAUAUCUCUGGGUGCUGGAGCAGGCUGUGCUGGCCUUGCUGCACAACUAGUACAAGGAUAUCGUCAAGCAAGAGAGGCUGUUCGUGCUAAUAAUGGAAUAAAGGUUCUUUUGCAUCUCCUCCAACCACGCAUAUAUUCACCUCCUGCUGCUCUGGACUGUCUCCGUGCUCUAGCAUGUCGAGUCCUCCUUGGUUUAGCCAGAGAUGAUGCUAUUGCACACAUAUUGACAAAGCUACAGGUUGGGAAAAAGCUGUCAGAACUAAUUCGGGAUUCUGGCAGCCAGACACUUGGAACAGAGCAGGGUAGGUGGCAAGCUGAACUUUCCCAAGCUGCGAUUGAGUUAAUUGGGAUUGUCACUAAUUCAGGGCGUGCAAGUACAUUAGCUGCUACUGAUGCAGCUACUCCUACCUUAAGGCGCAUAGAAAGAGCAGCUAUAGCUGCUGCCACUCCUAUAACAUAUCAUUCGAGGGAACUUUUGCUCCUAAUUCAUGAACAUCUUCAGGCAUCUGGAUUGUCACAAACUGCUUCUAGGUUGCUUAAAGAGGCUCAAUUGAAACCUUUGCCAUCUCUGGUUGCUCCAUCUUCUCUUGUACAACAACCCUCCGCCCAAGAAGCUCCUCCAGUACAACUUCAGUGGCCUUCUGGUCGUGCUCCUGGAUUUCUAUCUAACAAAUUAAAGCUUAAUGCAAGGGAUGAGGAUGCCAGCACAAAGAGUGAUUUAGUUUUCUCUUCAAAGAAAAAAUCACUGACCUUCUCUUCUUCCUUUGGUUCAAAUUCAAGGCAUCAACUUGUAGAUUCUCGGCAGCCAUCUGCCAGAAAAUGGUUAAGCAAGUCUUCAGAAACUACAACAGUAUUGGAGACUCCAUCAGAACCUUCAGUGAAACAUAACAUUGAUGCUGAAUCUCAGUAUAAGACUCCAAUCAUCUUGCCAAUGAAACGUAAAUUAUCUGAUUUGAAGGAUAUAGGAGUGUUGUCAUCAUCUGGAAAGCGACUAAAUGCUGGGGAUCAAGGACUUUGUUCUCCUAUUUUUUCAACUCCAAGUGUAAUUCGUAAAAGUAGCCUGCAGUCUGAUGUUAUUGGGCUUUCUACACCAAGUUCCAACCUGAGAAAUCAACAAGGACGUUGUACAUCUGACUAUGUGGAUGACAAUCAAUGCAGUAUGUCAAAUCUAGGUCAGGUUACACCAUCCUCCCUUGGAAUAAAUGACCUCCAGCCCAACAACCCAGAACGAAUUACAUUAGAUUCUCUGGUGGUUCAGUAUCUGAAACAUCAGCAUCGCCAAUGCCCAGCUCCUAUUACCACUCUUCCCCCUCUAUCUCUUUUACACCCUCAUGUUUGUCCUGAACCCAAGCGAAGCCUUGAUGCCCCUGCUAAUGUGACAGCUCGUCUUGGUACACGCGAAUUUAAAUUUAUGUAUGGUGGAGUACAUGGGAAUCGCAGGGAUCGUCAAUUUGUUUAUAGUCGAUUCAGACCAUGGCGCACUUGUCGUGAUGAUGAUGCUGGUGCCUUAUUAACAUGCAUUACGUUUUUUGGGGACUCUUCUCAUAUUGCUGUUGGAAGCCACAAUGGAGAGCUCAAAAUUUUUGAAUCUGACAACAACAACGUGGUGGAGGGCUUUACAGGUCACCAGUAUCCAUUGACACAUGUUCAGUCUUUUGUUUCUGGUGAGAACCAGCUGUUGCUUUCUUCAAGCUCCCAAGAUGUAAGGUUGUGGGAUGCUUCUUCAAUUUUAAGUGGUCCUACCCAUCAAUUUGAAGGGUGCAAGGCUGCCAGGUUUAGCAACUCCGGGAAUGUUUUUGCAGCUUUGUCAUCAGAAUCUGCCCAACGGGAAAUCCUCUUGUAUGAUAUCCAGACAAGUCAGCUAAAGUCCAAGUUGUCAGAUACUUCUACAACUUUUACAGGCAGGGGUCAUGUUUAUUCUUUAAUUCAUUUCAGCCCUUCUGAUUCAAUGUUGCUUUGGAAUGGUGUCUUAUGGGACCGGCGGGUUUCUGGGCCUGUUCAUCGCUUUGACCAGUUCACAGACUAUGGGGGUGGAGGCUUUCAUCCUGCUGGCAAUGAGGUUAUUAUAAACUCUGAAGUGUGGGAUCUGCGCAAGUUCAGACUGCUUCGUAGUGUACCUUCAUUAGAUCAAACAACAAUAACAUUUAAUGCUCAUGGCGAUGUGAUAUAUGCUAUCCUAAGGAGAAAUCUUGAGGAUGUAAUGUCAGCAGUUCACACACGUCGUGUCAAGCAUCCUCUUUUUGCAGCUUUCCGCUCAGUGGAUGCAGUGAAUUAUUCUGAUAUUGCUACUAUCCCAGUGGAUCGCUGUGUUCUUGAUUUCACAACUGAGCCAACAGAUUCAUUUGUUGGGUUGGUUACAAUGGACGAUCAAGAUGAGAUGUAUGCAUCUGCCAGAAUCUAUGAAAUUGGUCGUAGGAGGCCAACUGAUGAUGAUUCUGAUCCAGAUGAUGCAGAGAGUGAGGAGGAAGAUGAGGAUGAUGAUGAAGAUGCUGACGGGGAUCCGCUUUUAGGCCCCGGUUUUGGUGGGGACAGUGACAGUGAUGCUGAUGACAUAAGUAAUGAUGAUGAUAGUGUUAGUGAGCUUGAUGAUGAAGAUGGAGAUUUCAUUAUGGAUGCUGGAGACUUCGAAGGAGGAACUGACAUAUUGGACCUUGUAACAGGUGGUGUUGAGGAUGAUGAUGAUAGUGAAGUACUUGAAUCUUUUAGUAGUGGCGAAGAAGAUUUUGGCUUUGAGUAUUAACUGUGAAUCAAAUGGUUCUAGAGGCUGUAAUUAUUGUUAUUUCUUUCUUCAUUAGGGCAAAAGAAAUUCUGGGCCUAAAAUUUUGCUGUUCUAACCUCUGCUAACAUAUUAUAAUAGGAGAAGGUCAAGAUGCAUGAACUGUAUAUAUUGUUUCAAACAACAGUUUACCUCGGACUCUCCUUUCUUCAUGUCUCUGGAUUUUUGAAGAAAGGGCAUUUUUUGUUUGGUUGCGCGUUGCA
Gastrolobium bilobum is the source of this 6258-nucleotide messenger RNA. Its product is annotated as DDB1- and CUL4-associated factor homolog 1. Gene Ontology annotation, cellular component: Cul4-RING E3 ubiquitin ligase complex; nucleus. The transcript has 14 exons. Bases 137 to 6019 code for a protein of 1960 amino acids. The record is from RefSeq and is a predicted model, not a curated record. Gene Ontology annotation, molecular function: protein binding. Lineage: Eukaryota; Viridiplantae; Streptophyta; Magnoliopsida; Fabales; Fabaceae. Gene Ontology annotation, biological process: protein ubiquitination.